Molecule: messenger RNA, 1692 nt
Organism: Talaromyces amestolkiae
Lineage: Eukaryota; Fungi; Ascomycota; Eurotiomycetes; Eurotiales; Trichocomaceae
Exons: 5
Coding region: 1-1692 (563 amino acids)
Biological process (GO): transmembrane transport
Cellular component (GO): membrane
Molecular function (GO): transmembrane transporter activity
Source: RefSeq, a predicted model, not a curated record
AUGUCUCCAACCCCUUCGUCCACAACCGGCCGACCAGAAGCCACUCCAUCCUCGGCCGAGCCCGACGACAUCCGUCACGAACAAGAAGAAUACAACGAACAACAUGAAGCCGCCCUCGCGGCCGAAUUCCUCGAAAAAGCCGAGCAGGCACGCAUCAAACACAUCUGGCGCCUCUGUUUCACCAUCUUCGCCCUCGUGCAAGCCGGCAAUGUCGUCCUCCAACCGCCCCUCGUUCAACUCAAAGAGUUAUCAAGCUGCAUGUCCUAUUACGGCCCUGGAUGGUCGCUGGGAAGAGACUGCAGAGUCGAAUAUGUACAAAAUGAGUUGGAGACAUUGAUCAAAUGGCAGCAGCUACUAGAUACUGCUCCCGGGAUAUUGUUUGGCGUGUUUUAUGGUAUGGCGGCGGAUCGGUUCGGGCGGAGGCCUGUGCUGGGCCUUUCGCUUGUGGGGAUUCUGUUGGCCGCUGUUUGGACGCAGGUUGUCUUGUUCUGGCCGACGGUCUUCCCGACUCGAUUGACUUGGCUGUCAGUUGUUUUUCAACUAGCCGGAGGCGGCACCCUAGUUGCGAACGCCAUGAUUUUCGCAAUGGUGUCCGACAUUACGCCAGAGGAAAAGAGGGCGUCAAAAUUCUUCCGCUUAUACGGAGUUGCUCUUCUCUCUGACAUGGUCCUAUCACCAGCCAGCGGAGCCCUUGCAAGCAUCCAACCCUGGUGGCCAGCCCGUUUUGGGCUGAUCGCAUUCAUUAUGGCUAUUCUUACGACCGUACUAGUCCUUCCCGAGACAUUCGUCAAGCCAGAAGCCCUAUCCUCGACCAAUCUAGCACAGACUACUCCAGUUGAGGAAGAGGAUCCUGAAGAUGAAGAGGAUGACCCAGUUCUAUAUGCCGACGCGCCAAAGCAUACACCCUGGCGGCGCGUACGCAAAGUAGUCUCGAGUCUGCGCGAUCUCAGAUACUUGAUUGCAUCGCGGCAGGUACUCCUACUAGUACCAUUACUUUCCGUGGGCCAGUUGUACGAUCAGUCAGCUGGUUUUUUUCUGAAUUACGUCUCAAAACGGUACGGAUGGCGCAUUUCGCAGGCCAGUUUCUGGUUGACGUAUCGCAAUGUUGUCAAUCUGGUACUUCUUAGUACAAUUCUACCCGGUGUGAGCGCGCUGCUUCUCAAGCGUGGAUUCGAUGCAGGAAAGAAAGACCUUUGGAUUUCCCGUGCGAGCAUUGUGUGUUUGGCACUAGGCGCUUUUGUUAUUGGUCUAGCGCCAACGCUGACGAUUAUGGUCACUGGUCUCACAAUAUUCGCCCUCGGCCACGGCUUCGUCCCCGCUGUCCUGAGUCUAGCAACUCCAUUCAUUGAACCAGGCCAUGUCGGCAUGCUCUACACAGCCAUGACGAUCGGCGAGACAAUUGGCAAAAUCGCCAACGAACCUCUACUCACUGGAAGUUUUGAGCUUGGCAUGCGAGUUGGUGGAUUGUUGUUGGGCUUACCGUUUGUGGCUACAGGUGUGUUGUUGACGAUCACGGCGCUGGGCAGACCACCUAGCCCAUUCCACCUCGUCCCCGUUCUAGACGGCAGCUACCCACAACUCGACUUCUGGCGCGUGGGCGACAUCUACGAAACAAUGCACGACAAUAACCGCAAGCGUGUCCAUGCCUUGCUCAGUCUACAAGUCUGGCACUCCACCAAAAGCUCACGAUGA